AUGUUACUAUUUAUUAGUGUAUUUUGUUGUAUUUAGGAAGUUAGAUCAGUCAUAACUACAAUAAGUCAAACACUUAAUCCAAUUCAAUAAUAAUACACUUAAUAAUUAAAUUUGACUUACCUACAAUAGUACAUUUAUAUUACUGCUGAAUUUAAAUACGUUCCGUUGUCAUACUUAUAUUACUAGAAUUUAGAAAAUGACAUAAAUCAAUAUAUAAUUUUCUCUUUGGUUUCAGAUAAAUCUAUAGAAGUUUUAGCUUACUUAAAAUACUUAACAUUAGAUUAGACUUUUACAAUUUGUGUCGAAUUACAAUUAAUAGAUAGUCUAAGUUAAACAAAAACUUUAUAUUUAUUUUCAAUGCUUCAAGAUCCAUUAUUGAUAGAAGGAAAUUGGUUUACAUUAGAAAUAAGAAACAAUUUGAUACUUAAUUAAGUGAAUGUCACAUGUUAUUAAAAUUAAAAUAUGACAAAUUUAUUUAACAAAAUAUAUACAGGUUUUAAUAUACAUGUAUAAGAAUAAUUUGAAUUAUAAGCUGGAAAUACUUAAGAUGUAUUAAUAUGUAAUUAAUUAAUAGAUUAAAUAAUUUUAUAAUUAAUUAUAUGAGGGACCAAUUAGAUUGCAAGUUUUGGAUAAGAGUAGUAGGUUUUAUCCUUUAAGUAUAUCUUGCACUUCUAAUUCAUAUUAUGAAAUUGUUUCUUAAAAGAUAUUUAACAAUAAAAAUUUUGAAAUUUAUCAAAAUGUUUACAAUAUUAAUAAAUGUUUUGGAAUAUCAGGAUGGAUCAAAGUGAAUAAGACUAAUGAACAUGAUGUAGUUAAUGUAAUAAAAAUAUUAGCAAGUCCAAAUGAUUUAAAUGAAUUGAUUAAUUUAUAAUACUUGAUAAAUGAAGAUUCAACUUAAAUUCAAUUAGAUUGUCAAUCCUAUAUAUUACCUAUUCCUUAAUUUAAAAGUAAUUCUGUAAAUUCAAUAUAAAAAAGCCUUCAAUUUUCAAUAGACAAAUCAUUAGAUGAAUGGCAUUACAUAUCAAUUACAUAUAAAUCAAACCAAAUUUCUUUAUCAUUAUAAUUUCCAUAAAAACCUUAAGAAAAUAUAGUAUAAAUUGUUAAGUAAGUUUAUUUGUUUUCAGAUACAAAUCAAACAAUCUUUUUAGGAGGAUAUAUUAAAGAUUAAAAAUACUAUUAUAGUAAUACUUAAGGAUAAUUUAAUUAAUUAAGAUAUUAUUCAAGAUUAGGAAAUGUAUUUCCAUUGGAAAUAUCAUGCCAUAUAAAUUGCUUAACUUGUUUUGGUCCUUAUUCAAAUUAAUGUUUAAGUUGUUAGACAUCUAGAAAUAGAUAAUAUUUUGUGGAAACUCAUUAAUGUUUAUGUAUGAUUGGAUUUGUAGAAUUUGGAAUUAGUUCUUGUAAAGAUAUAUAUCCUGAAAAAUAAGAGAAAAUAAUACCUUUAUCACUUAAUUAAGGAUAUGAUAGUGAAUAUCCUAAUGUGGUUUGUUCAUUUGGAUACUUUAAAUAUGAGAAUGUUUGUUAUUAAUGGUAAUUUAUUUGAUUUAUUAUAUAAUAAUAAUAGUCCAAAAGUAAAUAAAAAAUAUCCUUGUUAUCUCUGUCUAGCAAAUCCGAAUACUUGGAUAUAUGAACCAAAAUGUUUAAAAACUUAAGUUUAAGCAAAUAUGAGUGAUGAUAAUUCUCCAUUUGUACCUAGUGAUAACUAUGUGUAAUUAUUUUUUUACUAGGAUGAUUAAUAUGAUGUUUAUAUCUUUCAAGAUUUAGAACUCAUUUUAUGCGAAUAUUGUAGAUAAUUAUGUUUGACUUUACCAUAUAAUAUAGAGUGUAAGUUAUCAUAAUAUGUACAUUUAUAUAGAUAGACAUAUAUUAUUUGUCAACUCAGAAGUAAAUUUAUUGAUGGUAAAUGUAAAAGUAAGUUACUUUUAUGUUCAAUUAGUCUCUUUUAUUUUGGUGAAUUUAUAUGUAACCUUUUUUCUAUUGAUACAACUAAAUUCUCAAAAUGUUUAGCAUAUUAAUAAAAUAAAUGUUUAAAAUGUGCAGAUAAUUACUUUCAAUCUUAUGAUUAAUAGUAAUGUUUAUAUUGUUCAAUAGAUAAAUGUAAAAUCUGUUUUGAAUAUUAUUAAGAAGAUGUUAGUUAUAUGUCUAUUCUUUUUUUGAAUAAAUAAAUUAAUAAAGAAUUAUUAGUAAUUGGUUGUGCUUAAUGUUAUUAAGGUUAUUAAUUUAAUUUUAAUACUGGAAUAUGUGAAAUUGUUGUUUAAUAAGAUACAAAUUGUUUAAAAUAGUAUAUUAAUUUUGACAAGAAUGUUGUAUGUUAUGAGACCAUCACAGAUGAUUUUUCUAAAGGAACUAUGAUCCAUAAUUGUUAACGUUAUUUGUACAAUUGUAAUAAAUGCAUCCAACCUGUUUAAAAUUAAUAUUAUUGUGGAGAAUGUUAAAAAGGAUAUUAUUAUAAUAGAAAAUAAGGUAUUUGUUUAAAAUGUUCAUAAUAUAAUAAAAUUUAUGUAGAAUGUCAAAAUUCAUAUAGUUCUCAUAAUGAUUAAAUAUUACAUUAAAUAUUAGGAUUUACAUUCUAAUUUUCAGGAAUAUAUCCAAUUAAUUUAUUAUAAGAUUAUACAAGUGAAAUUUUAGAACCAAUAUCUUGUAUAGAUGGUUAUUCAUUAAUUGCUAAUGAAUGUGUGAAGGUUAAUUCAUCAUUUUGUUAUUAAUUUGAUAAAUAAUGUGUAUCAUGUGAAUCUAAUUAGUAUGGUACAAAAAGAUUAACUGUUAUGAAUAUGGAAUGUUAAGAUUGUCCUUUUUAUUGUGAAUAUUGUUCAAUUAGAACAUAACCUAUAAAUCAAUUAAAUCCAUAUUAUAAUUCAACUAUAAAAUAUAAUGGAUUUUAAUGUCUCCAAAAAGUAAAUAGAGAAUCUCUAUUUAUUGAUAAUUAUUAUGGUCAUGUUAGAUAAUGUAAUUCAACAAUACCUAAAUGUUAAAUUUAGUUAUCUUUUGUAUAAUAUAUUCCAUAACGUUUAGAUUACAUCCACAUUAGCAAGUCUAAAAGAUUAUCUAACCGGUAUUGAAGAUACUCAAUAUGAAUAUAUGAUCUUAAAAGGAGUAAGUAUUUUAACAUUUCAAUUAAAUGUUUCAUAACACAUUAUCUUUAGUACAUCCUUCCAUUCAAUAGAUAUCCUUAUUAAUUAUUAUGUAUAUCAAAUACUUACAUUAUAAAGAGCAGAAAUCAUAUUUAAUGGAUUAAAAUAUAAUGAUUAUUAAACUAUUACCUUUGGUUUAGUCUAAUUUCAUAGCUUGUAGAGGUUGAUCAUUCAAAAUAUAUAAUUAAACUUUUCUAUUUAUCUUAAUUCAAAGUUAUAGACUGUGAAUAUAGAUUCCUUUGAAUUAUAUUUAAUUAAUGUAACCAUUAUGGACUCGUAUUUUAAACCAGAAUUAGCCUAUGAUUUAAAUUUGAUACCACCUAGCAACAAUCAAUUUGGAAGAGCUUAUCAAAUAGAAAUAUAGAAUCCUAAUUUAAUAUCAUUAAUUAAUGUUAUCAUAUCUAAUAUAAGUUUACUUAAUACAACCUUUAUUAAUUUAAUUAAUUCUAACAAUAUCAAUUUUUAUUAGAUAAUAAUUCAAAAUUUAACAUUUGUUAAUUGUUCCAUUAUUAAUACUAAUUUUCUUACACUUACACAAAAUAUUUAAUAUUAAAAUAUUGAAAUAAUUAAUUUGAAUAUAUUGAAUUGUACUUUUUAAAAUGGAUCAAUCUUAUACUUUAAUGAUUAUUAUUUUAGAGGGAACUUAAAAAUUUCGGAUGUAUCAUUCAUUAAUUCAACCUUUAUUAAUUCUAUUCUUUUUACAUUACCAUAAUCAAAUUAAGCAUAUAUUAAUGAUGUUAUUUUUAAUAAUUGCAAAUUUUACAAUUCAUCAGGUUUAAGAAUUAGAUCUAGUUCCACAUUUCAAUAAUUUAUCAUUUCAAAUUGUGAUUUUAUGUACUCCUCCUUAAUAUCAUCAAAUAUCUAUGGUUCUAAUUAGAUAUUCUUAAAUUUCAAUUAUAUGAUAUUUACAACAAUAACAAUUGAGAAUUCAUAUUUAAUUGAAAUAAUAAAUGAUUAUAACAUUAUUUAUGUUGUUUCAAAUAUAGAUAUUAAAGGCAUUUUAGCUUCAAAUUUAAUUAGCAAUUAAUAUGAGAAAGUGUUUUAUUGUUAGGGUUAUUCUUUUAAAUUAAAUAAUGUCAAUAUGCUUAGACUUAGUGGUGUUAAUGAAUUUUAUUUAAAAAAUUUUGAAAUUCUAGAAUUAAAUCAUAUUAUUGCUGAUUCAAAUAUGGAUUAAGUAGUAAGUUAAAUAUUUGAAAUCAGUGCUUCCACUUUGAUUAUAGAUGAUUUUAUAAUAAAGAAUUAAAUAUCUGAAGAUUCAAUUUUCAUUUCCAUUUCUGAGGAUAUAAAUAAUAGAUAAAAUUAUAAGAAAAUUAGUAAUCUCUAAAUAAUGAAUAUACAAAUGAAAAAAAAAUAAUAUAAGUUGUCUUCAUCCAUAAUUCAAAUUGUAUCUUAAAUUGAAUAAACAAUAUUAAUAUAGAAUUCACAUUUCGUUAAUAUAUGGUAAAAUCAAGAAUUACAAGAUCCAGAAAUUAACACUGCUAGUCUCAUUGUUCUUAAUGUACCUUAAAGUUCAGUAUUGAUUCACAAUCUGACAAUAUUUAAUUGUCUUAUAUCAAAUGCUACUGAUUCAUUAUUAUUAAUAAACUCCAAAAUAUUAAACUUUCAGUAAUGCUUUACAAAUAUGACAAAUAAUCUGGAAUCUUAUUUUGAAACUGUUAAAGUACAAGUAGAUAUUACUCAUAUUUAAUAAAUGUCAUAUGGUGGUCUAGCCUAUAUACAAGUUCAAGAAUUAACAAUAAGAGAUUCUUAAUUUUAUAAUUCAAUUGGAUAUUAUGGAGGAGUCUUCUAUAUUAUUACAAAAUUCAAUGGAAUUCUCAAUAUUAUUGGACUAAAAUUUGAGAAUACUUCAACAUUCAAAAGUCUAUUUGCUUAAGGAAUGGGAGGAUGCUUAUAUAUUGAUUCAUAAUACUCAUACCUAUCAUUGAAUAUGAAUGAUAUACAUGUAACUAAUUCAAGUUCAAAUUACAUAGGAGGAUUCCUAUAUGUUAAACCAUCUAUAUACUAAAAUGUAAUGAAUCUAAGAAAUCUUGAAUUUUUUAAUGUAUUCUCCUCUUAAUAAUCUAUCAUCUCAUUCAAUUAAAUGUAUUAAUAGUAAAAUAAUUCGACUGUAAAUUUGGAUAAUAUCACUAUAAUAAAUGAGGAAAAUUCUUAUAAAAAAUACUUAGAACAUUAUGGUUUGACAAAUUCAGAGGGUCUAUAUGGAUUAAUUACCAUUUAAGGAAGAUAGAUAGCAAUUAGUAGAUUAAAUGCUGAAGGAUAUUUUUAUGAAUCAAUCUUACAUGUUGAAUAUUCAAGAUCUUUUAAAUUACACAAAGCAAAUGUGUACAAUUCAUUAUUUGAUAGUUUAAACUUAUUAUUUAUAUAAGAUAUAAGUUAAGAUACAUCAACAUAUAUUUAUAUUGAGCAUCUAUCUAAUUUCAAUAUUUAUGGUAAUAAAAGUCUACAAAUAGCCAUAGUAUAAUUAAUCUUAUCCAGAAAUUGUAUUUCGGCUUAAUUUGAUAAUAUGAAUUUUUACAAUAUCACUUGUUAAAACUGUUAGAAUGGUAUUUUAUCCUUAAAUACAAAUUCAAAGAAUAAAACUACAAAAAUACGAUUUUAAGUCAUAAUUGUAAAUAAAAAUAAUUGUGGCUAUAAUGGAUGCUUUAAUCUCUUAUCUAAUUAAAGUAUUAAUGAUUAAGUAGUUAUAAUAAAAAAAAGUAAAUUUAUUAAUAAUUUUGCUAAUUAUGGAGGAUCAAUUUUUAUUAACAAUAUUCAACUCUAUAUUAAGACUACAUUAUUCUUAGAAAAUGUUGCUAAACAUUCAGGAGGAGCAAUCUUUUAUGAGAAUAAAAAAGAUAUUUAUUUAUUUGAUUGUUACUUUUAUGAAAAUAAGGCAUCAGCAGGAGGUGCUAUAUAUUUAGGAUCAAAUGCAUUAAUAUAGAAUUAAAGCAAAUUGUAUUUCUCUUAAAAUUCAGCAACAAGUUUUGCAAAUAAUUUAGCAGAGUAACCAUAAUUCUUAUAAUUAAUUAUUAAUAAUCAAGAAAUCACUAAUCAUAGAUAAAUUAGAGGAGAUAAAGUAAUUGAUAAUCCUAUCUUAAAACAAAAGCUCUAUUUACCUACUGGUAUUAAAUUGUCAGAAUAUGAAUUCUUUAAUUAUACUUCAAAAUUAUUUAGUUCAAUCUAAUACUCAAUUGAAUUGAAGGCCUAUAAUCAUAUUAAAGAAGAGAUUAUAUUUUUAGAUGAAACUUAAUGUCUAAUAUCAUAUGAAAGAAAUGAUAAUGAAUAUAAAGAAAGUUUAUUAUCUUAAUAUUAAAUAAUUGUAUUUAAUUCAACAAAACAAACUUAUGAUUUGAAUGAAUUAUUAAUAGUUCAUAAUCCAUAUGAUAAUUAAAAAUCUAUAAUGCUUGAUAUUAAAUGUACAUGUAUUGUUGAUGAUUAUCAUCUACAAUUUCCAAUUGAAACAUUGAAAUGCCAAAUAGGUGAAUAUUUUUAUUUAGGUUCAUGUCUUAGAUGUGAUGCAUCUGCAGGAUAUUAUUCAGUAGCAUACAAUAGUACUUCAUGUAAGAGAAUUGAUAUUAAAUUAAUCAAUUAAACUAAUGGAGCUAUGCUUUAAUUAUAGCAAUCUUAUUGGAGACCACAUUUAAGAUCUGAUUUAAUUGAGAGAUGUUAAAAAUAUCCAUCUAAAUGUUUGGGUGGAUGGUUUCCAGGAGAAGUUUCUUGUUCUAUUGGUAAUAUAGGAGCACUUUGUGAAGAAUGUGAUAUUUAUAAUAUUAGAGGAGAUGGAUAUUUUUUGAAUUCUGGAUAAAAAUAAUGUAGUAUUUGUGGACAUCUUAGUGUUUAAAUUAUGUUAUUAUUGAUUUCAUCAUUAUGGUAUAAUUACAUUAUUAUUAUUAUAAGGUCUUCCUUUUUGAUUAUAAUGACAGUUAAAAGUACUCAUAAUUCUCUUUAAAAACUAGCCUAAUUAAAAUUAAUAUAUUUGAAAUAUCAAACCUUAUAUACUUUUAGUUUAGAUUAGACUAGUAUAUUAAUUAAAAUGAGCAACAAUUACUUUUAAAUUUUGAUGGUAAUAACUAGUUUUUAAAUUGAUUUCUUUACAAAUCUUAGAAAUACAAUAUAUUUUCUAGGAGAAACUUCUAGUUUUGUCACUUAUCAAAUAGAUUGUACUUCAUCUCAAAUCAUAAAAAUACCAAUUAUUUAUAGUCAUUUCAUUUUGAUUCUAAUUAUUCCCUUCUUUAAUUUUGCCUUGUCAACAGCUAUCUAUUGUAUUUCUAUCAUGGCUAAGAUUUCCAAGUUUUCACAAACCUUUAUUUAUACUACCAUCAUAUAUCUUUACAUUUACAAUCAACAAUCAAUAUUAAAUUGGUAUAUUUAUAUACUAUUGAAUUAGGGGUACAUCUUUAAUUUCUAAAAGAGAAAUUUCUGGAGAUUAGUACAUAUAAGCAUCUGUUUAUUAUUAUUACAAUACUCAAGAACACACUAAUUGGUUAUUCAAAUUUAUUAUUCCAAUAGUUUCCUUUUUGGGAAUAUUGAUUCCAUUAUUAUUAUUAUAUUAUCUAUAUCAUCAUAAAGGUAAUUUGUAUAAUAAAAAUGCAAGAAAUGUAUUAUCAUAUUUGGUUAAUGAAUAUAGUGAUCAAUCUUAUUAUUGGGAACUUAUUAAGAUUGCUUAAAAAUUGUUAAUUAUAAUGAUAAUCAAUUUUUUAGAGUAGUAAAUCUUAAUCAAAGGUAUUUUAAUUUAUAUUAUAAUAAUCCUAUAUUAUUAAUCACUUAUAAUUUUUAGACCAUAUCGUCAAUCAUAAUUUAAUGUAUUGGAAUAAACUAUAUCAUAUUAUGUUUCAAUGACUAUACUACUAUCUUUACUAUUGUAUUAAAUUCAAAAUUUGGAAAUACAUAAAUAUUUACAAAUCUCUUUAAUAACCCUUAUAAUAUAUUUGAUCAUUAAAUUAAUACUAUUAUUCAUUGAAAAAAUAUUCAUUGCUUUCUUUAAGAGAUUGGAUGAAUAAUUGGAUCCCAUUAGAGGAAUCAUUUUAAUGAAUUUUCCCAAUAUUUGUAAAAUAUUUCCAUCUUUGAAAAAAAUCUUAAAACUUAGAAAAUAAUAAAAAUAAAGGAUAUUAGAAAGAUUUUAUAAAAUAAAAAAUUAUUUGAAACUUUAAAUUAUCAGAUUACCAACAAAAGAUUCAAAUAGAGAAAAAACUAGAGGAAGAGAUAGUAGAUCAUUACUUUUCAUUUCCUAACAUAGAAAUACCUUUACAAGUAUUGAGAAAAUCAUAAUGACUUAAGGAAAUGAAACAGCACCAUUAAGAUGA
Messenger RNA from Paramecium primaurelia, 8410 nucleotides. The record is from the annotation of a GenBank genome assembly. Lineage: Eukaryota; Ciliophora; Oligohymenophorea; Peniculida; Parameciidae.